Molecule: messenger RNA, 1594 nt
Organism: Ipomoea nil (Japanese morning glory)
Lineage: Eukaryota; Viridiplantae; Streptophyta; Magnoliopsida; Solanales; Convolvulaceae
Product: probable WRKY transcription factor 7
Exons: 3
Coding region: 138-1214 (358 amino acids)
Biological process (GO): regulation of DNA-templated transcription
Molecular function (GO): DNA-binding transcription factor activity; sequence-specific DNA binding
Source: RefSeq, a predicted model, not a curated record
GUCUAUUUUAAUCGUCUUGGAGUUGGGUUCAAUUUGCUGAUUCUCUCUCUCAAACUCUUUCUUCUCUCUUUCUUUUUGACUCUACAGAGUUUCAGAGAUCUUUGAGGGUUUUUUUGUUUGUUUAUGGUGGAAUAGAGAUGGCUGUGGAGUUGUUGUCUGGUUACAGGAACGGCGGCUUCGCCGCCGCUAAGAUGGAGGACAACGCCGUGAAGGAGGCGGCCGCCGCUGGGUUUCAGAGCGUUGAGAAGCUUAUCAGAUUGCUUUCUCAAUCGCAGCCGCAAAGUAGUAGUGGGUUUUCUUCUUCUGGGUCUUUGGCGCCGCCGGCGGCCGGGGAUUACCAGGCGGUGGCGGACGUUGCUGUGAGUAAGUUUAAGAAGUUUAUUUCGUUGCUCGAUCGGACCCGGACGGGUCACGCGCGGUUCCGGAGGGGCCCGAUUUGUAACCCUCCGGCUCCGCAACCGCUGAAGAAAAUGGAUCAGGAAUCGGACCCCGUGCCGUCGGGUCAAACCCGGGUUAUCGAGAACUCCGAGAAGCCGCACACGGGUGCCUCCAAAGUGUAUUCUCCGCCGCCGAUUCAACGAUUGCCGCCGCUCCCGCACAAUCACCACCACCUGCUGAAGAACGGGCCGGCGCCGGAGGCGGCGGCCCGGAAAGAAUCGUCGACCACCAUCAAUUUCUCCGCCUCCCAAGCCACAUCCUCGCCGGGCUCUUUCAUCUCAUCGCUUACCGGCGACACAGAGAGCUUACAACCUUCACUUUCCUCCGGUUUCCAGAUAACCAAUCUCUCCCAGGUCUCGUCGGCCGGCCGUCCCCCUCUGUCCACGUCGUCGUUCAAACGGAAGUGCAAUUCAAUGGACGAUUCCUCCCUAAAGUGCGGUAGUGCUGGUGGGUCAGCCUCAGGACGUUGCCAUUGCCCCAAGAAAAGGAAAUCAAGAGUCAAAAGAGUGGUUAGAAUCCCUGCUAUCAGCAUGAAGAUGGCUGAUAUUCCCCCAGACGAUUUCUCCUGGCGAAAAUACGGCCAAAAGCCCAUCAAAGGCUCCCCACAUCCUAGGGGUUAUUAUAAGUGUAGCAGCGUACGAGGAUGUCCGGCGAGGAAGCAUGUGGAGCGGGCACUGGAUGAUCCGACGAUGUUAAUUGUAACCUACGAAGGAGAACACAACCAUUCGCAAUCGAUCGGGGAAACUCCGGCCUCUCUAAUCCUCGAAUCAUCUUAACCGUGGAUCACCACGCGGUCCUCAAAUCCAACGGCGCAGAGCCACGGAACCAAAGAGUCUAAUCGAAAUCAAAUCAGCGCCGUCCAUGGUUCAGACGGAAGAUGACAAAGGGACUUGCACAGUCGGUCAACGCUGCUGGGUGCACAUUAGGUUCCCACCAUAUGAUUUGUUCCCUCCGCGUUUAUUCGCCGUUGAAAAAAAAAUACCAAAAAAAAAAGGAAAAUUAAAGAAAAGAGGAUUUGGUGGGAAUUGAAUCAUGCAAGUAGUGGGUACUUUGCAUAUUGUAUGUUUUCCUAACAAUAUUAUUAUACAGUACGUAUCUUAUUCAAAAUGCUUUAUUUUAUUUUUUAAUAUAUUGUUUUAGUUAAUUAUUAUGGCUA